AUGGGAUGCGAGGGUGGAAGAGAGGAGGAUGGAGAGAGAGAGAAGAGAACGGGAUGGAGAGGGUGGAAGGAGGGAGGAGGGAAUGUGGGAGGGUGCGAGAGAGAAUGGGUGAGAGGGUUGGAAGAGAGGGAUGGGAGGGAGGAUGGGGAAGAGAGCGAGAAGGAAACGGGGAUGGAGAGGGUGGAAGAGAUGGAGGGAGGGAUGGGGGAGAGCGAGAAUGGGGUGGAGAGGGUGGAAGAGAGGGAGGGAGGGAGGGGCGAGAGAGAAUGGGAUGGAGAGGGGGGGGAAGAGGAGGGAGGGAGGGGAGGGAUGGGGAGAGAGGGAGGAGAACGGGGAUGGAGGGGGGGAAGAGAGGGAGGGAUGGGUGGGGAGAGAGAGAAUGGGAUGGAGAGGGGGGAAGAGAGGGAGGGAGGGAUUAGGGAGGGAUGGGGAGAGAGAGAGAACGGGAUGGAGAGGGGGGAAGAGAGGGAGGGAUGGAUGGGGAGAGAGCUCCUCUGCAGUGUGUCUUUUGAGGGCAGAAUGUAGUGCAGGGCUGCUUAGACAAGCUUUAGACUCAGACAGAAGUGUUGUGCGUGUUUUCGAGUGUGUCUUACUGGACGUGUUUAACCAGAAGUCCCCACAAGAAUAGUAAACAAACAAACAUUUGACCAAAUGGAGACAUUGUGUUAGUCCCCACGAGAUCAGAUGCUAUUUCUAGGGGGUUUAGGGUUAAGGUUAGAAUUAGUGUUAGGAUUAGAAUUAUGUUAAGGGUUAGGAGCUAGGGUUAGUGUUGAGGGUUAGGAAUUAGGGUUAGGGUUAAGGUUAGGGAAAAUAGGAUUUUGAAUGGGACUGAAUUGUUUGUUCCCACAAGGUUAGCUGUACAAGACUGUGUGUGUGUUUAUGUGUGUGUACAUGUGUUUUUAUUUGAUUACUUCUUUUGAACUGAAACACAGAGAAGGAUGGCUGCUUUGUGUGGGUGAUUCACAGGGAAAUUUAAACUAUUUGUUGCUUGAAAGCCGCUUUUGAAAUCAAAGACAAAAGCUGGGAAAAGAUGGUUGCUAACAACAGCCGACAGUGCUCCGCCGCCUGCAUAUUUGGAUUAGUCUCUCUCUGCCUCUCUUUCUCUCUCUCACUCUCUCUCUCUCUGUCUCUCUCUCAUCUCUCUCUCAACUUCCUUUCUCUUUUCCAAAAGCGGUGCGUUCGUCUUUCUCCAUCUAGUUUUGUGUUUGAGUGAGUUAUUGUGUCCAAUGUGUGUGCCUUGUGGAUAUGGGAGAAUGACUGUAUUGUGGAAUGGUGAUUUGAGCAUUGAUACAUUGAUCCACCGUGCCUGUAUGGAGAUUCUGUUUGAUAAAGAGAGACAAGCACGGCCUGCUUUGACUCACUGGAAGAACAUAAUGGUUUGAUCACUGGUGGCGUUCAUAAAGUACAUAGGACCAAGAGUUUUUCCUGUUAAAGUCAUUUAAUCAGGAAACACUCCUGGCCAUAAUCCUAGUCAUACAAUAUGCAGAUCCAGUCUUUCACAGAACAUGAUUUAAAAUGUCACCGAUGAAUUGAAUUGAAUUAAUGGAGGUGGAUGCGGGGAUGUGUUUAUUGAACCAGAUAUGCUUCACUCCAGUCAACCUAACUCCACUCCUAACUGAGGGCCAGUGAACGUAUUUGAUGGAUUUUAUCCAGUUACAUCCUACCUAGGGUAACCAACAUAAUUGAAUUGAUAUACUGACAAACUAUGAGUCAGUGGUUUUUGUUAAGAGGUCCUUAAUUUCAAAAGUUUCAUGAAAAGGUGGGAGAGGAAAUGUGAAUGGAAGUAGGACAAAUAGGAAAUUAUGACACUCAAUGUGUUGUCUCAGAGUCGUUAACUAGUCCUUGGCCACAGGGGUGCAAUUAAACGCUUUGGCCACUGCUGUGAAGAACCGCCGAAUCCCCCACCUCUUUAACCUGGGCUUUUUGACAGCCUCUGUCUGAUCAUCUGCAAAUGGGACAUCAGGCUUGUAGUGUUCUGGGAGUUCCAACUUCUGCUCUUGUCCUUGCUCCAAGUAUAUCUGCAGCCUUAUCUUCUUUAAAGGUAAUUUUCAAUAUUCAUCAUCUCCAGCACCACCCCAACAUCAACAUAUGUGAAAAUGGCACGUUUUCUUGUAAAAAAAAAAGAUGAAGGAAGAUAAGUGUUUCCAAUGACAUCAUAAACCAAUUAGUAGGCAAUUAGUAGGCAAUGCCUACUCAUAAUUGGUUAAAAUCACACGAUGCACACCGAAGAUGUAAUUGGAAACACUUAUCUUCCUCUCUUUUUUUCCACAAAACAUAGAAACAUGCCAUUUUCACAUACAGUGAGGGGAAAAAAGUAUUUGAUCCCCUGCUGAUUUUGUAUGUUUGCCCACUGACAAAGACAUGAUCAGUCUAUAAUUUUAGUGGUAGGUUUAUUUGAACAGUGAGAGACAGAAUAACAACAAAAAAAUCCAGAAAAACGCAUGUCGAAAAUGUUAUGAAUUGAUUUGCAUUUUAAUGAGGGAAAUAAGUAUUUGACCCCCUCUCAAUCAGAAAGAUUUCUGGCUCCCAGGUGUCUUUUAUACAGGUAACGAGCUGAGAUUAGGAGCACACUCUUAAAGGGAGUGCCCCUAAUCUCAGCUUGUUACCUGUAUAAAAGACACCUGUCCACAGAAGCAAUCAAUCAAUCAGAUUCCAAACUCUCCACCAUGGCCAAGACCAAAGAGCUCUCCAAGGAUGUCAGGGACAAGAUUGUAGACCUACACAAGGCUGGAAUGGGCUACAAGACCAUCGCCAAGCAGCUUGAUGAGAAGGUGACAACAGUUGGUGCGAUUAUUCGAAAAUGGAAGAAACACAAAAGACCUGUCAAUCUCCUUCGGCCUGGGGCUCCAUGCAAGAUCUCACCUCGUGGAGUUGAAAUGAUCAUGAGAACAGUGAGGAAUCAGCCCAGAACUACACGGGAGGAUCUUGUCAAUGAUCUCAAGGCAGCUGGGACCAUAGUCACCAAGAAAACAAUUGGUAACACACUACGCCGUGAAGGACUGAAAUCCUGCAGCGCCUGCAAGGUCCCCCUGCUCAAAAAAGCACAUGUACAGGCCCGUCUGAAGUUUGCCAAUGAACAUCUGAAUGAUUCAGAGGAGAACUGGGUGAAAGUGUUGUGGUCAGAUGAGACCAAAAUCGAGCUCUUUGCCAUCAACUCAACUCGCCGUGUUUGGAGGAGGAGGAAUGCUGCCUAUGACCCCAAGAACACCAUCCCCACCGUCAAACAUGGAGGUGGAAACAUUAUACUUUGGGGGUGUUUUUCUGCUAAGGGGACAGGAUAACUUCACCGCAUUAAAGGGACGAUGGACGGGGCCAUGUACCGUCAAAUCUUGGGUGAGAACCUCCUUCCCUCAGCCAGGGCAUUGAAAAUGGGUCAUGGAUGGGUAUUCCAGCAUGACAAUGACCCAAAACACACGGCCAAGGCAACAAAGGAGUGGCUCAAGAAGAAGCACAUUAAGGUCCUGGAGUGGCCUAGCCAGUCUCCAGACCUUAAUCCCAUAGAAAAUCUGUGGAGGGAGCUGAAGGUUCGAGUUGCCAAACGUCAGCCUCGAAACCUUAAUGACUUGAAGAAGAUCUGCAAAGAGGAGUGGAACAAAAUCCCUCCUGAGAUGUGUGCAAACCUGGUGGCCAAUUGCAAGAAAUGUCUGACCUCUGUGAUUGCCAACAAGGGUUUUGCCACCAAGUACUAAGUCAUGUUUUGCAGAGGGGUGAAAUACUUAUUUCCCUCAUUAAAAUGCAAAUCAAUUUAUAACAUUUUUGACAUGCAUUUUUCUGGAUUUUUUUGUUGUUAUUCUGUCUCUCACUGUUCAAAUAAACCUACCAUUAAAAUUAUAGACUGAUCAUGUCUUUGUCAGUGGGCAAACGUACAAAAUCAGCAGGGGAUCAAAUACUUUUUUCCCUCACUGUAUGUUGAUGUUGGGGUGGUGCUUGUGAUGAUGAAUAUUAAAUAUCCCUUUCUUUAACUAAUCAGAUGGACUGAAGCUCCUAACAUAGUCCUCUGACUACAGGUCUUGGUGUCUCAAAGCCUCAAGAAGGUGUCUGGACCCAAGUUCUUCUUUAAAGGAAAGUCCAUGAGUACUCUCCCUUCUGAUCUCUUCCGUCACUUCUUUUACAAAACUGAGCCGGUGUUCCAUGCCAAACCUGCCAAACUACCAUGUUGGAAUAUGAACAAGAAGACCCUGCUCCUCUGAUAGGCAUCUACAUCAUUCCUCAUGGAGCUGACAAUUUGUCUACAUCUGUGAGAUGGAGCCAACCAUGCCGUUAUGUAGAUCUGUGAGAUGGUUCUUCCCCGCUGCAAAAUGCCAUGUGUCCCUGAACACCUUUUUCAGGGUCAGCUGGAUGAUGCAGAGGGUUGGGUUCUCAUGCUGAACUUCGAUCUUUUUGAAGGAUGCCACUUCUCUCUUGAGUGGAAGUGUGAAUACCGGCCAGUCCAUGUUGGUGUUUGGGAACCCCUCUAGAGUCCACUCUGGGGCCUUAGGGGGCUUCUGUUACUCCUUGAGGUUCUCUUGCUCCUUGGGCUUCUCUUGCUCCUUGGGCUUAUCUCCAUGGAGGCCUUGACGUUUGACCUCUGAUGUUACUCCAGAAUGGUAACAAUCUUUCCUGGAUUUCAGAUCCUCAUACCUCUUUAAGAGACCUGGUCCUCCACAGCUAAUCAGCCACUGUCUUAGUUGAGGCAGAGUGAUCUUCUCAGGGGUGGACAUAUGUUUUAGGAUCAUAUUCCGCUCCUCAAGAUAGGCUUCCCAGUCCCAGGCGAGGUACGGUCGACAGUCGCCACUAUCCAUCUUCUGAAAAUGUCUCUGUUAUGAAGAGUGAACUUUUUUCAGGAUUUCUUUUUUCUUGGCUGGAAAUGGCACUUGGGUUGUCUGUCCAGUAAAGGAUGACGAUAGAUACUAAAGGCAUUGUGCUAUUUCUCUGAAAAGUGGAACACUUGGAAUGGUACACAUUCCACUAUUUCUAUGGUUACACAUUGUGACCAUUUAUUGUAACCAUAGAAAAAUAAUCAUUCUAAUUCUAUGAUUAUUACAAGCGAGUUAUGACCCUUUGUGAUGUGUACAGUAGGCCACAUCUUUUUUGCUGUUAAAUCAUGCCAGUAUGUAAACUGGCCUUUGUUUUCAGGUGAAGAGAUCAUAUUGUAAGAUCAUUCUUAUGGUUUAGGUUAUUUAGUUAUUUCUAUAAGAAAGGAAACAAAAAAAUCAAGGUCCGGCAGGGAUGUAGCUCAGUUGGUAGAGCAUGGCGUUUGCAACGCCAGGGUUGUGGGUUCGAUUCCCACGGGGGGCCAGUAUGAAAAAAAAUAAUGUAUGCACUCACUAACUGUAAGUUGCUCUGGAUAAGAGCGUCUGCUAAAUGAGUAAAAUGUAAAUGUUCUCUUACCCUCUUUCCCCCCCCCCCCCUUCUGUCUCUCUGGAUACUGUCACUGUUCUCUGACUGGCUGUUGUGACAGAGCCGUCUCUUGAGUUGUCAGCCUCUGCUAAAGCUGAGUUUAAUUACUCCUUUUCAGCGGCACGAAACACACACAGCAUGCCACAUUGUUCUCGCAGUAAUUGUCAAAAAUGCACAGUGAUUGAAGUCUCCAUCAACCGUGCUAUCUGACAAACGGCGAUGCAUCUCACAUCUCGUAGACAAAGAAGACCCCCAGAUUUGUCAGGGUUUUCACAAGGUUUUUUCAUAAAUCCUUUGAAAACAUUAGGAGAUAUGUAGAUGUGUGUGUUGGCCUGUCACAGUGUUUGACAGGCAGCACGGAUCGAUGGACUGUCCCCACUGUGCCCAUCUCUGAAUAGCCAAUUAAAGAGGAGGAGGAGGAGUUACAGUACACCAUUAUUGACUGAGUUUGGAUGAAGGGUCCAUUCUAUGAUAAACAUGCGCUAGCAAUGGCUCAUGUGGAAAAUAGUUAUUCAGAUAGAAUAUGUUUGUUAUUUACUAUAGUCCUAAAAUCCUUUUAUGUAUUAUAUUCCUAAAAUCAAAAAAAGUACUAUAUUCUAAAUAAUGAAAUAACUGUAUUGAAGGUUGCGUAAAAUAUUUACUUUCCUAUUCCUUUUGUUACCUGUGAUUAAUAGAACUGUGACUGUCAGAUGAGAGAUGUCUUUGUGAGAACGAACAAAACAAAUACGAUUGUUGACACUAUUGCAACUAAGAAUGAUGUAUCGGAGCUACUAAGACCCAUGACAGAUGAAACAAAAAUAAAGACAUUUCAAUUAAAUUAUAUUUUUCCAUUGGAUUGCUGUACUCUGUUGCACCUGUGGAAGUUUGUUGAAUGGGUGUGGACUACUUUUGAACUGAUGGUCCCAUUUCUCCUUUCUCCCCUCUCCCUCCCAGGAACCUUGCCCUACGACAUAAAGAUAGUGAUUGCGGGAAACCAUGAGUUGACCUUUGACCAGGAGUUCAUGGCUGACCUGAUCAAGCAGGACUUCUACUACUUCCCAUCGGCCACCAAGCUGAAGCCAGAGAACUACGAGAAUGUCCAGUCCCUGCUCACCAACUGUAUCUACCUGCAGGACUCAGAGGUCACCGUACGCGGCUUCCGCAUCUACGGCUCCCCCUGGUGGGUGACUCUGUAACUGCAGUAUACCUAAUAGUGCAAACCACUGCUACUUUAUCUACUCUAUUUCUAUCUAUCAAUCUUCUCUCACAACCACUUUGUCCUUCCUCUCCACUUACUUUCCUGUCAGUCAUUCACUCACACUCCCCUCCAUACACUUCCUCCCAUGCUCCUUUUUUUUCAUGGCUACCUCUCUAGCUAUGGUUUCUUUCUCCCUGCCUCCCUCCCUCUCUCCUCUCCUGUUGUCUCUCCCUGGUCAGUGCCAUGCUGUUCCUGUGUUUCUCCAGUGGUGUGUGUGUGUGUGUGUGGUGCUGGUUUACCAAUGCUCCAUGAUGCAGUAUGUGUUUUUGGUGAGGGGCCCCAGAGGUAGUGUGUAGGCACUGGAGGGGUGUGCGUGUGGGGCCCCCUGUGCUAGGUAAUUGGUUUGCUGAGAUAUUGGGGUCCCUUGAGUUAGAGGAAUAGCCGCUAUGGAGUGAUGCCUCAGGUGUGUUGAAAGAGCGAGAAGGGAGAGAGAGAGAUGAAGACGGAGGGAUGGGGAGAGCGAGAGAGUGAGUGAAUGAGAAACGCAGUGGGAGAGAACUGAAGACAGAGGGUGUAAGAGGAAGAAUGGUGUACACGUCUUCAAUUCAGUAACACCGGCUGGGCUUGGCUAGUGCAGUAGGCCUGCUACAGAAAGCAGAUGAAAUUAUGUGUGUGUGUGUGUGUGUGUGUGUUAGCGUGCCUGUGUGUGUGUGUGUGGUGCCUGUGUGUGUGUGUGUGUGUUGCAGCAGCCCGAGGCUCUGUUCCUCCAGCACAGAGGGACUCCAGCUGGAGACUCCGUGUGUUCCCCUCUCCACACUGUCUGCUCCCUCUAUCUCUUUACCUCUCCUCACCCACCCCCCCUCUCCCUCAAUCCACCUGUCUGUCCGUGCGCUCCACAUGUCGCUGGCUCGGCAGUGGGAGCGCGGGGGAACGAGGAUGUCUCUUUCUCUCUCUAAUCUCUGUAAGGAGCAGUGGGACAGCGCCUGCUUUACCCUCUCCAGUCCCGUCUCCAUGGUGAUGCCAGGCUGGCACUGCUUUAUGGCCCGUGGCCGGCCUGUACUGUAGCCUCGGGGUGGUGGGAGGAGAGAAGCCUCUCUGUCUGUCUGUCUGUUUGUCUGUCUGUAGGUCUGUGUCUCCUGCCCUGACGAGUCGUCUCGCCUGAAUUAACUGUAACCGCACAGUCAUUCUCCCCUCUGUUCCGCUCUCACCCUCCCUCUAUCGCCCUUCUUCCCCUUAUCUCUCCCACUUCCUGUCUCAUUUCCUAAAUUUUUCUCCCUCAAUCCCCUCAGCCAUUACUAUUCCACAAAGCCAUGCCCCAAGCCCAUACCUCUCCUUCUCCCAUCCCUCCAUCCAUCUUUACUUCUGUUCUGUCAUCCUUCAAUCACUCCUUCUCUCUUCUAUCCCUCCAUCCAUCCCUCUCUCCUCACGGGGGUCUGAUGGCGUGUUGCUCGCAGCAUGAUGCUAUCUUGUCCGUCCCAAGUCUCCGACACACACACACACACACACACACACACACACACACACACACACACACAGCUCCACAAUCACUAUCCCUACCCCCCAGUCUCCAGCCAAAAUUAGAUCCGAGCAUGCUGCAUCCUACCCAAAUCCUAACAAUUUGUCAUUCUCUGAAAUGUGAAAUCAAAAGGACAGCAUGGGGGAGCAGUUGUGUGUGUGUGUAAUGCAAGUUUACAAGUCAUUUUUCAUGGGCGUAUCGCAAAGCCACCCCGCGUCUCGGAGCUAAAGGGACGGGGAGGCACAACGGAAGAUAUGUGUGUGUGUGUGUGUGUAAGAGUGUGAUGGAGGCAGAACGGAAGAGCUCCAAACCAUAGUCUAACAGUAGCGUGGGAGGCAUGGGAAUUAGCCACAGUAGUCAUCUUUUCAAAGCUCAAAGCCCAAACGAGGCAGAGAAAGACACAGCGGAACGAGGGAAAAGGGGAGAAGGAGGAGUAAAGUUGAGAAAGUGGAACGAGUGAGGGGUGGAGGAGAGUUUUAAUGUAGACCUGCUCAACUCUGUUCACGGUGUGUGUUUGGGAUUUUAGGCCUUUGAGUGUGUCUGAGAGGGCAGAGGUGGCAGCAUUAGUCAUAGUGUAGUCUACAGCUUUGUGUGUGUGUCGGAGUAUAUGAGGUCUCGGCACACAUGUUUUGUUUUACACGGGGGAGCGAGAGCUCCUCGCUUCACUGCAGACUUCCAAUGUAGCUAAUCACAUGGCUAAUUAAGGAGAUCAUAACACUGUUGUGUGUGUGUGUGUGUUUGUGUGUGCAUGCCCUGCUGGUAUCCAAGAAGUGAACUAUAAUUGAUGUAGCCUGUUUAAAUGAUUAGCAGAGACUGUGUGGGCCAGAUUCAAAUCAUUGUAAACCAAUCCCUUAAACAAUUAAUUUCAUUGUGAUUAAGUGGUGGUCUCCACACCAAUGAUUCAAUUCAACACGACUGUGUUGUCCUCACCUUGCUCAUGGACUGAACAAUGAAUGAUCACCUUGUAGUUAAACAUGUUCUUUCUACAGCUUUAG
Messenger RNA from Coregonus sp. 'balchen', 9067 nucleotides. The record is from the annotation of a GenBank genome assembly. NCBI's taxonomy places the organism in Eukaryota, Metazoa, Chordata, Actinopteri, Salmoniformes, Salmonidae.